AUGUGGGUCCUUGUAUGCACAGCGUUGACAGCCGUCACCUUCACGUUGUUCUACUUGCGGAGACGGCAGCGAUUUUCCUUGUUCAAGAACACUGGAAUACCUGGUCCGGCACCUAGUCUGUUCACCGGAAACAUAUCUGAGCUCAUUGAAAAGGGAGCAGUGCGUUUGUUCGAAGAAUGGGUUAAUAAGUACGGAGACAUAGUAGGGUUUUACAAUGGAGUCACGCCCAUGCUUAUUGUAAAAGAUUUGGAUUUGAUCAUGAAGAUUCAGAUAAAGGAUUUCGGCAACUUUCACGGUAGGGGGGUCACAGCAAAAAUUCUCAGGGAACACCAAAAAAGCAAGCUCAAGUUAAUUUAUGUAGAUGGAGAUCGGUGGAAGGAGAUGAGAAGUCUCCUGACCCCCGCCUUCACCUCCAGCAACAUGAAAAAAAUCUCAAGUGUGAUGGACACCUGCACCGACGAGUUCAUGGAAGUUGUGGAUUCACUCAGUGACCAAGACAAGGCAUUCGAAAUGUGGCGGGUCUACCGAAAGCUUUCGGUGGACGUGAUCGUGAGAUCAGCCUUCGGAGUAGAAUCAAACCUUCAGAAAAAUCAAGGCAUUACCGGUCUGAGCGUGAUGCACGACCAAAUUUUGAACCACGAGUUCGAGAGUUUCAGGGGCUGGGUGCCGUUUCUCUUCAAUUGCUUUCCAGAGUUUUCCUUCAUAUGGAAGUUGUAUUUCACGUGGAGUAAAUUUUUUAUGAAGUUUCCCUUGGACAAAGUCAGUUUUGGCUUGACGCCAAUAAUCAACAUGCGGCGGUCUAACCCUGCGGCUCGUAGAGAAGACCUGUUGCAGCUCUUGCUGAAUGCAGAAACUGAAGAAGGGGCAGCUGUGAACGUCCACAAGCUCACAGUUGACUACGACGGCGACGUGUCUAAGCUCCUCGUUACACCCGAUGCCAAGGUGAGCGGUCGAAAGCGAAGGGUCCUAUCCAAUGCCGAGGUUGAGGCCAAUGCGCAAGUCUUCCUCAUCGCUGGCUCUGAAACAUCGGGCUUGGCUUUAACGUUCACCAGCUACCUGCUGGCCAAGUUCCAAGACGUCCAAGACAGACUAAGAAGCGAGAUAAAUGCCGUACUGGAGAGAGACGGAAGCUUUAACUACGACAACGUCUUCAGAAUACGCUACUUGGAUCAAGUUAUCUCGGAGUCGUUGAGGCUCUACCCCCCGGUCACCGGAUUCACCACGAGGACUUGCCAGCACGACUACGAAUACAAUGGGCUUAAGAUUCCUGCCGGAAUGAGUAUUCUGAUUCCACCGUAUCACCUUCACCGGGACCCGAACUUGUGGACUGAGCCGGAAAAGUUUGAUCCCGACAGAUUCAGUGCUGAGAACAAGAGAGGCCUAAACCCAAUGGCUUUUCAGCCUUUUGGUAACGGACCCCGAAAUUGUGUGGGAAUGCGCUUCGCCCAACUCGAGAUGAAACUGACCCUGGCAAAAAUGCUGUCCAAGUACAAGCUUCUGCUGGACGAAAGACAUGUCAAGGAGGAUUGUCUCAAUCUGGGAUCUACCUUGAUUUUCUGCUAUCCCCAAGAUGGGGUCUGGUUGAAGCUGGAGAAGAUCGGAAUGUCCUCUUAG
Messenger RNA from Ixodes scapularis (black-legged tick), 1614 nucleotides. Its product is annotated as cytochrome P450 3A4. Gene Ontology annotation, molecular function: iron ion binding; oxidoreductase activity, acting on paired donors, with incorporation or reduction of molecular oxygen; monooxygenase activity. The transcript has 14 exons. Bases 1 to 1614 code for a protein of 537 amino acids. The record is from RefSeq and is a predicted model, not a curated record. NCBI's taxonomy places the organism in Eukaryota, Metazoa, Arthropoda, Arachnida, Ixodida, Ixodidae.